This is a messenger RNA of Amoebophrya sp. A120, 2252 nucleotides long. The record is from the annotation of a GenBank genome assembly. Lineage: Eukaryota; Dinophyceae; Syndiniales; Amoebophryaceae.
AGAGCCCUUGUGCAAGAACGUCGACUCCGCAGGAGUUAAAAAUCGAAGGCGGUGGUACAACUUCUGGGGACCGAGUAUAUGUUACUCCUCCUGCGACAAUCACUACUCCGUCCCACCAGCAGGAUAAGAGCGAUCACCACGAUCCGGCGAUUUUUUCCGACUGGCAGACUGCGAACUCUAGAGAUGACCAAAGAGAUGGUCAAGAUCAAGUGAAGAUUUCUCCACCACCCGCCAACGUGGACUAUCAAAAUGUCGUAAUUGCAGCUUCCCAGGCCGCCGCCCCCGCGCCCUGUGUCGCAGGAAAAGAAGGAGGUGAAGCUGCAGGAGGACCACAUCAUCAUGACGAUCACCGGUCCAAGCCUCACGGAACUACGGCCACGAGCUUCGCGACGGCAGAGAGUGCUGGCGGUGGACCACGAGCAGGACCACCUCAGACGAACAACCUUCCGGUCGUUGUCGCGAAACCGAUCCGGCCCGCGCAACAACACGUGCUCACCCUGGAAGACCGGAAUCCGCCGACGGCGAGGAUGAAAAAGGAGAAUAUGCUCAUCAUCCGAAAUCUGGGGAAAAACGCUCUUCCGGCAAGCCAGCUACCUUGGGUACGCUUUUAGAAGAUGAUUGUGCUUGUGGUGCUACAACAUAUUCAUGCCAACAAAUUAUGUCCAUUGCUUUUCUCGUCCUGUACUACUAGCAGUUGUAAAAAGGAGUUGAUGGUUCAUCCCUUCUAUUUUUCGCUUGCUGAUGAUGUCCGCAAGAGGCACAACCACACAGUCUCUGUCUCCCAUAAUUUCCGUAUAAAUAAUUGAAAAAAAAAACAGAAACCACGUUCCUCCCCUCGAGAAGCGCCGCGUCCGGAGGCCGACCCGUUCGGAAAGCCAGCAACUAAAGACGCAGCAGCAGCUGCGACGGCUCCACACGACACAAGUAAAAAUAUGAUCGCAGCUGGUGCAGCGCCGGUCGUCGUGUCUAGUACCGGCCCUGCAGCAGCUCAGACCAGCACAGCUACUCCUCUUGUUCCGAUCCACCCGGCGAACGCUUCGCACGGCGUGCAAAUUCUGAGCAGAGCAGACACGAACAGCAGCCGCGCCACUCCAAAUCAUCUCCGCACUAGCAGCUGCAAUUAUGCGACAACCACGACCCUGCUCGGCACCUCGACUAGCAGCGUGCGCCCCAACGCCCCGCCACCGUCUUUGGACACGAGCAGCGGGAAUAAAAAGAAGAAGCGAGAAGAAAAAAUGGACGAUGCGCAAAAGCUGGCGGAGCGGGAGGCCAUGAUGCAGUACUUAAGGGAAAUGAUGGGGGAGGAGGAUAUCAACGACUUGGUACCGUUGAUGGCAGAAGAGCAAAGAACCUGCAACGACACCGACGCGGUCGGCGGUUGUACUGAUACAAAUUCCGAAAGAACCACUACUACGAGAAGACAACUUUCGCCAAAAGACGACCUCCACGACGGCCCUUAUGGACGAGCAGAAUUCAUUUUGCAACCUGGUGAGCAGGUUGGACGUGAUGAACUACAUGAGACUCAACAAACAGGACCAUACUCUUUAUCAAAAGUAAAAAUAUCUGGGUCUGGAAACAUGCGAUGCUAAAAUGUGCAUGAUGAAAACACUUCCGAAUGCAGUCCGGCAUGACAGCUUCUCAAAACGCUUUCUCAUAGGCAAUCUGCAUGAGAAACUGCGUUUUUGCAUGACAAAAGAGGCUGCGACUUUUGUUGGUUAUGCAAUACAGAUUUUCUAGGUAUGGAAAGCUAGCAUUACAAGUUCCAACCUUCCAGACCCAGACAUUUUUACAAUCCAUACUCUUUGUCCUUUCCCAACUUCUAUCACCACGACCCCUUGCAAGGGUUCUUCGACACGGAGCCCGCGCCCGCACACAACCCGGCGCUAUUGGGCGGCGAUCAGCGUAUUGGACUAGUUGAACCGCAGCAGCACGCGGGGCAAGGGCAAGGGCAACAUCAUCAACCACAAUUUUUGCACCAUCAUCCACAAACUCAAGUAGAACAGGAACCAAAUAGUUGUAAAACCCCCCCAGCAGCACGAAGACCGAUCGCACCAUUGAAUCGCAGCCCCUCCAGCUCUAGCGAAGCAAACCGAAGUCAGCGGUCGUCAAUGGCCGGAAUUGUAGCAGGCGGCGCUGGGGGUGGUGCGAGUACGAGUACGUCGACUCCCGAGCAGUAUUACGGAAAAAUACUGGAGGAAGACGACUUGUUCUACUCGGACGGCACGGGCGGGGUUGUAGCAGACGUUUUUGGC